AAAACCAAUUCUCAAGUUUUCACACAGUGUUGUCUGUCGGGUCUCUCUCUCUCUAGGGUCUCUGCUCAUCUAAUCUCAUCAUCUGUCACUUUCUGUGUUUUUUACGCAACAAGCAUAUCAAACCGAAGAAACCCACCACCAACUGUAAAAAAACCAAUCUGUUUUAGGGGCAUGCCAAGGUGUUGUUCAGGAGGAAGGGGAAGAUGAAGAGGGAAGCCAAGUCAAGUGAAAACGGAAAUAAUAGUGAUUAGAGGAAAAAAGGUGGAAAGAAAACCAAAGCUUACAAUAAAGAGAGUGAUAAAGAUAAUAAAGCUUUGGUCUGUGUCCAUAAAAGAGAGAAUUUUGCAAUGUCACAAGAAGCUGUAGAGAUAAAGACGACCAUUGAGCAGUGGAGAUGGUCAGAAAUGCAGGGUCUGGAGUUGGUGUCUCCCAAUACUGACGACUUUAAAAGCCACCCAACAGCAUCUAGAGUUUCAAAGUCGUCUGCAGAGGGGGGAGAGGCAAGAGAUAUGGAUGGCACUGAGCCCAAGAAUCAGCCUCAGCCUCAGCCUCAACCUCAAGCACAAGCUCAAGCUCAUGCUAGUGGCAGUGGGGAGAAGACUGAGCUUGUUCCUUCAUCUGGGUUUGGCGAGCUUUUUCGAUUCGCAGAUGGGUUGGAUUAUGUUCUGAUGACAAUUGGGUCUAUUGGAGCCAUCGUACAUGGAUCUUCUCUCCCAAUUUUCCUUCGUUUUUUCGCCGAUCUCGUCAAUUCCUUCGGGUCUAAUGCCAACAAUAUUGAUAAGAUGAUGCAAGAAGUUCUCAAGUAUGCAUUUUACUUCCUUGUUGUGGGUGCUGCAAUAUGGGCGUCUUCAUGGGCAGAGAUAUCGUGUUGGAUGUGGACCGGAGAGAGGCAAUCCACCAAGAUGAGGAUCAAGUACCUAGAAGCGGCUUUGAACCAGGACAUUCAGUUUUUUGACACCGAGGUUCGGACCUCCGACGUCGUUUUUGCCGUUAAUACCGAUGCAGUGAUGGUUCAAGAUGCCAUUAGCGAGAAGUUGGGUAAUUUCAUUCACUACAUGGCAACAUUUGUGUCUGGAUUUGUAGUGGGUUUCACUGCUGUGUGGCAAUUGGCACUUGUCACUCUUGCUGUGGUUCCUCUGAUUGCUGUAAUUGGCGGCAUCCACACCGCCACAUUGGCCAAGCUCUCUGCCAAGAGCCAGGAGGCUCUUUCAGAGGCGGGGAACAUUGCAGAACAGACGAUAGUUCAAAUUCGGGUUGUUUUCGCAUUUGUUGGAGAAUCCAGAGCAUUACAAGCCUACUCCGCAGCCUUGAGGAUCUCUCAGAGGCUUGGUUACAAGAGCGGAUUUUCCAAGGGAAUGGGAUUGGGUGCAACAUACUUCACUGUUUUCUGUUGUUAUGCUCUUCUGCUCUGGUAUGGGGGUUAUCUUGUUCGGCACCAUUACACCAAUGGAGGACUAGCCAUCGCCACCAUGUUCUCUGUCAUGCUUGGCGGACUCGCUCUGGGGCAGUCUGCACCGAGCAUGUCAGCCUUUGCCAAGGCAAAAGUUGCCGCUGCAAAAAUUUUCCGUAUAAUUGACCACAAGCCAAAUAUUGAGAGAAAUGGCGAAACGGGUCUGGAAUUGGAAUCAGUUACAGGACAAGUAGAGCUGAAAAAUGUAGAUUUCUCCUACCCAUCAAGGCCAGAGGUUCGGAUCCUCAGUGAUUUUUCCCUAAACGUCCCAGCCGGAAAGACCAUCGCCCUUGUAGGAAGCAGUGGCUCUGGAAAGAGCACUGUGGUCUCUCUCAUUGAGAGAUUCUAUGAUCCCACCUCAGGACAAGUUCUGCUAGAUGGGCAUGACAUAAAGACAUUAAAGCUGAGGUGGCUGAGGCAACAAAUUGGGCUAGUGAGCCAAGAGCCUGCUCUGUUUGCUACCACCAUUAAAGAAAAUAUGCUCUUGGGUAGGCCUGACGCAACCUUAGUUGAGAUUGAAGAAGCUGCCAGAGUUGCUAAUGCCUAUUCAUUCAUAGUGAAGCUUCCCGAAGGCUUUGACACUCAGGUAGGGGAGAGAGGAUUCCAGCUCUCAGGAGGGCAGAAGCAAAGAAUAGCUAUAGCAAGAGCAAUGCUUAAGAAUCCAGCAAUCCUGCUCUUAGAUGAGGCAACAAGCGCAUUGGACUCUGAGUCAGAAAAGCUAGUGCAAGAGGCCCUUGACCGUUUCAUGAUCGGGAGGACAACUCUUGUCAUUGCCCACCGACUCUCAACCAUUCGCAAGGCUGACCUUGUAGCUGUACUCCAGCAGGGGAGUGUCUCUGAGAUUGGAACCCAUGAUGAGCUCAUAGCCAAAGGAGAAAAUGGUGUAUAUGCAAAGCUCAUCAGAAUGCAGGAGACAGCGCAUGAAACCGCUCUGAGUAACGCCAGAAAGAGUAGUGCAAGGCCUUCUAGUGCUAGAAAUUCAGUAAGCUCACCAAUAAUUGCCAGGAACUCCUCCUAUGGUCGAUCACCUUAUUCACGCCGGCUAUCUGACUUCUCUACUUCUGAUUUUAGUCUUUCCCUUGAUGCAUCACAUCCCAAUUAUCGCCUGGAAAAGCUUGCCUUCAAGGAGCAAGCCAGUUCCUUCUGGCGCCUUGCAAAAAUGAACUCUCCAGAAUGGGUUUAUGCUUUAUUUGGUACUAUAGGCUCUGUUGUUUGUGGCUCCAUUAGCGCCUUCUUUGCCUAUGUUCUGAGUGCUGUCCUUAGCGUGUAUUACAAUCAGAACCAUGCUUACAUGAGCAAACAAAUUGGAAAGUAUUGCUAUCUGUUAAUUGGGGUUUCGUCGGCUGCGCUUCUCUUCAACACACUGCAACAUUUCUUUUGGGAUGUAGUGGGAGAAAAUCUUACAAAACGGGUGAGAGAGAAAAUGUUGGCAGCAGUGCUGAAGAAUGAAAUGGCAUGGUUUGAUCAGGAAGAGAAUGAGAGUGCUAGGAUUGCUGCUAGACUGGCUCUUGAUGCCAAUAAUGUUAGGUCAGCCAUUGGCGAUCGGAUUUCAGUGAUCAUGCAAAACUCAGCACUCAUGCUAGUUGCCUGCACUGCAGGGUUUGUUUUACAGUGGCGCCUUGCCCUUGUCCUCAUAGCCGUCUUCCCUGUUGUUGUUGCAGCCACUGUUUUGCAGAAAAUGUUCAUGCAAGGUUUCUCUGGAGAUCUAGAAGGUGCCCAUGCCAAGGCUACACAAUUAGCAGGAGAAGCCAUAGCCAAUGUGAGAACAGUUGCUGCAUUCAAUUCAGAAGCAAAAAUUGUGGGUCUUUUCUCCACCAACCUCCAAACCCCACUACGGCGCUGUUUUUGGAAGGGACAGAUAGCUGGAAGUGGAUAUGGGAUAGCCCAAUUCUUACUUUAUGCUUCCUAUGCUCUCGGUCUUUGGUAUGCCUCCUGGCUUGUGAAGCAUGGGAUCUCUGAUUUCUCAAAGACAAUCAGGGUUUUCAUGGUCCUCAUGGUCUCUGCCAAUGGUGCGGCUGAAACACUGACCCUGGCUCCCGACUUCAUCAAGGGUGGCCGAGCCAUGCGAUCAGUGUUUGACCUUCUUGACCGCAAAACUGAAAUUGAGCCCGAUGAUCCAGAUGCCAUUCCAGUUACCGAUCGUCUUCGGGGUGAAGUGGAACUCAAGCACGUAGACUUCUCUUAUCCCUCACGCCCUGAUGUGCCAGUUUUCCGUGACCUUUGUCUUCGUGCCCGAGCAGGCAAGACUCUUGCGCUUGUUGGUCCAAGUGGGUGUGGCAAGAGUUCAGUUAUUGCUCUUGUUCAGAGAUUCUAUGAGCCAACUUCUGGACGCGUGAUGAUUGAUGGGAAGGACAUUAGAAAAUACAAUCUCAAGUCAUUGCGAAGGCACAUAGCAAUAGUUCCCCAGGAGCCAUGCCUCUUUGCUACAACCAUUUAUGAAAACAUUGCUUAUGGACACGAGUCAGCAACUGAGGCUGAGAUAAUUGAAGCCGCCACCUUGGCUAAUGCCCACAAGUUCGUAUCUGCAUUGCCUGAUGGCUACAAAACAUUUGUAGGUGAAAGGGGGGUUCAACUGUCUGGAGGACAGAAGCAGCGAAUUGCAAUUGCUAGGGCUUUUCUAAGGAAGGCAGAACUUAUGCUGCUAGAUGAGGCAACGAGUGCUCUUGAUGCUGAGUCAGAAAGAUGCAUCCAGGAGGCUCUAGAGCGCGCUUGCUCGGGGAAGACCACCAUUGUGGUUGCUCACCGGUUAUCAACAAUAAGAAAUGCCCAUACCAUUGCUGUAAUUGAUGAUGGGAAAGUGGCGGAGCAAGGAUCCCAUUCACAUCUAUUGAAAAAUUAUCCUGAUGGGUGUUAUGCCCGAAUGAUACAGUUACAGAGGUUCACUCAUGGGCAGGCUGUGGGAAUGGCUUCAGGUUCAAGUUCUUCAACAAGACCCAGAGACGAAGAGGAGAGAGAAGGCUAGGAGGUGAAAGAAAAUACCAGUGAAGGAGUAUAACCCAUAUACCCCCUAUGCUUUUUUGAGUUCCCUUUUUCUGUUUUCUGUUUCGGUAUAGCAUAAUAUGUGUAUUAUCUAAUUUUACCAUAUAUGUUUACUACUAUCAUUGAUCUUGUUUCCUA
Messenger RNA from Vitis vinifera (wine grape), 4567 nucleotides. Its product is annotated as ABC transporter B family member 1. The record is from RefSeq and is a predicted model, not a curated record. Gene Ontology annotation, cellular component: membrane. Gene Ontology annotation, biological process: transmembrane transport. Lineage: Eukaryota; Viridiplantae; Streptophyta; Magnoliopsida; Vitales; Vitaceae. Bases 348 to 4412 code for a protein of 1354 amino acids. The transcript has 10 exons. Gene Ontology annotation, molecular function: ATP binding; ATP hydrolysis activity; ABC-type transporter activity.